AUGUCCAACCCAUCCGUCGAAAGACCAGGGCCUACUACGUUCGCGCUCAGCAUUUCAUCACUCAUCUUCGGCCUCGUCCUUGGCUACUUCAUAGGCUCCGGCUCCUCAAUAGGCCUCUUCGGCUCCUCCGACACAUCUACAAAAUCAUCGAAGAAGAAAUCACCAGCCCGCUCCUGGCCGAACUCGUACGACGUCAACGUAAACGUCGGCAGCGAUUCCUCCGACGAAGAAUUCGCACGAGCUAUCCACACCGGCAAAAGCGAUGACGCCGACGACGAGUCUUCAGACGAUGCCGAUAGCGACGAGGUGGCUUUGGUCGAUACAGACCGCAUCAAAGCCAUAGCCAACACGAACGAAGAAGUGAAACUAAUGCUCGUCGUGCGCACAGAUCUCGGCAUGACGAAGGGCAAGAUUGCUGCGCAAUGUGGACAUGCUACAUUGGCGGUGUAUCGUGCUCUGACGGCAAAUUCGAGUGCGAGUGCUAUGUUGAGGCGGUGGGAGAGUCAUGGGCAGCCGAAGAUUGCGGUUAAGUGUGAGAGUGAGGAUCAGUUGUUAAUGCUGCAGGGUCAGGCUAUCAGUUUGGGGCUGCCAGCAAAGGUGAUUAGGGAUGCCGGAAGGACGCAGAUUGAGGCGAAUAGUGCUACUGUGUUGGGUGUGCUCGGGCCGAAGGGGUUGGUUGAUCAGGUUACUGGUGGGUUGAAACUGCUGUGA
This is a messenger RNA of Cyphellophora attinorum, 711 nucleotides long. RefSeq names its product Peptidyl-tRNA hydrolase 2. Gene Ontology annotation, molecular function: peptidyl-tRNA hydrolase activity. The transcript has a single exon. The coding region runs from base 1 to 711 and encodes 236 amino acids. The record is from RefSeq and is a predicted model, not a curated record. Gene Ontology annotation, cellular component: cytosol; mitochondrion. NCBI's taxonomy places the organism in Eukaryota, Fungi, Ascomycota, Eurotiomycetes, Chaetothyriales, Cyphellophoraceae.